Molecule: messenger RNA, 1916 nt
Organism: Carassius gibelio (silver crucian carp)
Lineage: Eukaryota; Metazoa; Chordata; Actinopteri; Cypriniformes; Cyprinidae
Product: ankyrin repeat and SAM domain-containing protein 6-like
Exons: 10
Coding region: 36-1349 (437 amino acids)
Cellular component (GO): cytoplasm
Molecular function (GO): protein binding
Source: RefSeq, a predicted model, not a curated record
CUUCCCUCUUGUGUCGAUAGUCCUGGUGGAAUCGCAUGUCCAACCGCUUCCGCAAACUCAAGCUGACGCACACACUGAGACAUGGGCUCUCCACCAAUCGGCUCGCUCCGUUCCCUGAUGAAGUUCCUCUGGACGCCACCAUGAAAGCGGAGGAGAAGACCGCAUCGCCUCCUGCUGGAGCUCCGAGCGCAGACGUCUGCACUGCUUGGACCAGCAAGAGUAAAGAUUGUGGUUUGAACGGAACAAGAAGUGGGAAAGAUGACUUCCUCAUCACGACGAUGCUGAGGAACGGAGCGCCGCUCGCUCGUCUGCCCAAUGAGAAGCUGAAGGCCGUCAUCCCGCCCUUCCUGCCGCCAUCAAACUUUGAGCCAUGGAACUCGGAGCGCUGUGGAGCAGCGAAGGAAGGCCGGAGUGGAAGCAUGCCACAGAGACCCGGCAGGAGCAGCUGCGCCAACUCUGAUAUAUCGUCCAUUAGUCGAGUGGUCAGCAGGUCCAUCAAGUUUCCCAGCAUCACUAAAGGCCCCUCCCCCUCCAACUCAGGCAGUUAUAACUCCGCCCACUCCUCAGGUGGAUCCAAUGGUGUGGGAGGAGUCAACCGUCACGCCUCCGACUCACACAACCGCUCAGGUGGCAGCGGAGCGGACAGUGUUCUGUCUCAGAUCGUGGCUCAGAGGAAGAGAGCAGCCGGUCUGUUGGACAGCAGGACCCCAGCCGCUGCUGAGAUUCCCAGUCCUGUACCAACGCCGCUGCCCUCCGCACCGGACAUCAGCCUGACUGACCACACAGAUGGCCACUCCAGACGGGUGUGUAUCAGUGCUGCUGGACCCAGUAAACUGGAGUUAAAGAAACGUCCUCAGUCAGGAAACUCGUCCACGUCCAAGAGCACGUCGCCCACCCUCACGCCCUCUCCAUCACCCACACCCAAACCUCCCGCCACAGACUCACUCUCAUCAGCAUCCACGCAGCCCAGAUCCAAGAGCAGCGGCGGCUCCAGCAGCGGCACCAUCACGGACGAGGAUGAAUUAUCAGGGAUUCUGAGGAAACUUUCUCUGGAGAAAUAUCAGCCCAUCUUUGAAGAGCAGGAGGUGGAUAUGGAGGCAUUUCUGACUCUGACUGACGGAGACUUGAAAGAGCUGGGAAUUAAAACAGACGGUCCGCGGCAACAGAUUCUGGCGGCCAUAUCAGAGCUGAAUGCUGGGAAAGGGAGGGAAAGACAGAUUUUACAAGAAACCAUCCAUAACUUCCAGUCGUCGUUUGGCAGCAGCGCCAGUAACCCUCGACCGUCGGGAUAUCCACGCUCUCCGUCAGGCUGGAGUCGCCACCAGCUGCAGUCGUCCAGCAGACGGUAAUGAUGAAGAUUUCUCCUGUGUGUUAGAGCAGCAGCACAUAUGUCCACUCCAGGAAUGGCAGGGCUGCUGAAUGUGCUGAUGGUGUAACGCCCUCGUCAUACAUCAGGGGGCGCCACAGCAUCGCAAGGUUCCGUAAGAGAGUAAGGGCACAUCAGGCCAUGAGUAGUCCUGAGAUUUGGGUCAUGAAAGACUGAACCUUCAGGAUCUCAGCUUCUUACAUGAAUGCACAUCAAUCUGCUGGGUCAGAAGACAGUUUGAGCAGUAUGAAGUUUUAUAAUGUUUGGGUCUCCAAACAUAUAAACAGUUCCAGACUGUUGAAGAAAGAAAACGAUGAUGGGAGAAAAUGUUAUAUGCUUGUUCUAAGUACAGUUGUGUAGGACUGUCACUUAUUAUUAUUUAGUGUUUUAUUUGUAUUUAUGAAGAGUGUUUAAGCACGUCAGUAAUCAGUUUUAGUUUCAGAGUCUCCACUGCUAUGAAACUUUCAACAUUUUACAGUGAAAUUAAAGAAUAAUCUUUAAAGAUCUGAAUGUUUGUGGAACAUUAUUAAAUCCAACCUUAUUCAAUUCA